This is a messenger RNA of Salvelinus sp. IW2-2015, 1130 nucleotides long. RefSeq names its product homeobox protein Hox-D3-like. Gene Ontology annotation, molecular function: DNA-binding transcription factor activity, RNA polymerase II-specific; RNA polymerase II transcription regulatory region sequence-specific DNA binding. The record is from RefSeq and is a predicted model, not a curated record. Gene Ontology annotation, biological process: regulation of transcription by RNA polymerase II. Lineage: Eukaryota; Metazoa; Chordata; Actinopteri; Salmoniformes; Salmonidae.
UUACAUUMUCCAACAUUGUUGUUGKUGUAGCCUAUAACUUUAUGUGAAACUGUAAAGAUGAAAAAGAUCACUCAGGGUUAGGCGACAUAUCCCGCUACGUAAAUGUGUAUGUUAUGUCUCCAACCUGGUUGGAAACUGUAACAAAGUUAAUAGAAAGAAAAAGGUGUCUCUAAACAGAAUACCUACAAAGACGAUAUCUCUCCUCCUUCUUACAGUGAGCCAGGAUGCUCUCCGCGGUGUGCACGAGGCCACUCUGCGGCGCCGGAAGCGCACGACCUUCAGCAAAGCGCAGCUGGUCGAGCUGGAGAGGGCCUUCUCCCUCACGCACUACCCUGACGUCAAAGUGAAGGAGUCUCUCGCGUCCCUCAUGGGGCUCCCUGAGUCCAAGAUCCAGGUGUGGUUCCAAAAUCGCCGUGCUCGCUACUUAAAGAACAAGAAACCACAAGAAGCCCAAUUACCACCAGCAAUUGACCGUUCAGUUCCACAGUUCCCCUGCGCUCCAACCCCCAGCGCCACGACCAUGCCUCCCCCCUAUCCUUCCCCACCUCGCCAAUACACAUCUCCGCCUCCUCGCUACACUUCCUCAGGUAUGGCCAAGGCCUCCAAGCUUUCUUCAGGCUGCGUGCCAGAGAGCCAGACAAUGUACCUGCCACUGCCUACCUCUCCAACCGCCAGAGACCAGGCCACGGGCUACCCACUGGGCAGUAUUCAGAGCCUGUAUUUAGGGUAUAAUAGCAAAGAAGCAGUGCUGUGUAAAGCGACACAGAGUUCCUGGGAGUAUUCAGAGGGACUCAGUGUCUAUGAGGCUUUUGCUGGGGACACGCAGUGGCAAGACGCCAUCGCCGGGAGCCGAAGUGGCGCGUCUGACCAGUACUUGCAUGCACACAACAUGCCAAUGCAGUACUUCAGCUUCGCCACCUGUUGUCACCAAAGAGCUGAAAUUUCAGAAGACCUGCCUGAGUUCUCCUCGCAGGAUCUCGACGACAUGAAUUUGACUGAUUUGGAGGUUUCAACUGCUAUGAUCGAUUAUCUUCUCAGCUGAGUUUUUACAAAGGGUAAAAUAUAAAAAAAUGCAAAUUAUUGUUAAUAGUUAUAGAUAUAUAAGAAUUAUAAUCAUAUGUGAAUAGGAG